AUGGUCCAAAUCGUGCAUUCGGCGCACUUGCCGGCCGCCAAGGUUCCUUAUACCGACUUCAAAGGCCCCCGUGGCUCGUUAAAGCACCGCUGUGGGUUCUGCCUGGAGCCAAAAUCCAAACUUUCCAAAUGCACAGGCUGUCGCGCGGUUCGCUAUUGCUGCCGCGAGCACCAAGUACAAGACCGCCCCGGGCACAAAUCAGUCUGUAAUCGUAUCAAACGAUGCCGCACUAAACUCGACAAAGAAGACCAUGCCGUUCGCAAUGCAACUCCCGACUUUAUGACCCCCGCCAAUGCAUUCGAGACCGACGUUGGUCACUUCUGGGGCAUCCUCAAUACUCGAGAUUACAUGCGUGCACGGUUCGCUUUGGCAGAUAGUCUACGCAGACUGGGAACACUGGACGGCAUCACUGAGGCUCUUGACCAUAUGCAGGAUAUGCUGCGGCUGUGCAGAAGCGACAACAUGGGGAUCCGAGACAUCAUUGCCCCAACGUUGCUGCAGCUGGAUCAAGACCAGGAAUGUUAUGACUUCAUCAAGUGGUAUGCGACAGAAGGUCGGCGCGGUGACUAUGACUGGGGUGAUAUGGACUUGCCGUUCCUGAACGUCAAAGGUGCCAAUGUGCUUGAAGACGUCGGCUACCUCGAGAAAGAGUUCCAGGUUCAGCAUGUCUCUACAGUCAUGUUGCUCAAGCUGAAACUGCUUAUCGACAUAAUCAAUAUCAAGCUCGCUCGAAAAGUGGCUGCAGGCCGGUUGCCUCCCGAGCUUUGGGCACGUAUCGAGCUCUACGUUACCCGAAGCCCAGUUAGCCGCCAGUGGGUGGGGAAGCCAUAUCAGGCUAUCACGACCGUGCAGCAGAAGCUCGAACUCGACGUCAAGCUCCUUGCCAGAACCAUCGAGAACAUCAAUCAGAACUUUGUGCAUAUGCUUUUGGACGCUGAUGACUACCUCUCUGAAUUACCAGAGUCCUAUUCGUCAGGCACAUUUGAGGAGAUGCUGCUAGUUUUACAACACAGCUAUGGCGCUUGGUGGCAGCACGAGGGCGUCUUAGAGCUGCUGGAGUCCGCCAGAUCCAUCGCAAGGAAGGACUCUGAGGAUGAGAUUGAGGAUAUGAUGAGUGGAAUGACCUUCGAAAACAAUCCUGGAUCAGACAGAACCAAGGACGAAUUGCUACAUGACGUAAGUAUCAAUCGACUUUGGGGAUACUUUGACGAUGCCCUCGAGGAUGCCACUAGUCUCGGCGAAGAUCGGCCAUCCGAAGUCAAGAGAUUACGAUUGAAAGCGGAAUUUGAAGCUGCCGAAGAGAAAGAACGUGGGUUCAUCAGCAGCGACGACGAGAAUGAUGAUUAA
Molecule: messenger RNA, 1347 nt
Organism: Capronia epimyces CBS 606.96
Lineage: Eukaryota; Fungi; Ascomycota; Eurotiomycetes; Chaetothyriales; Herpotrichiellaceae
Exons: 1
Coding region: 1-1347 (448 amino acids)
Source: RefSeq, a predicted model, not a curated record